CCUGCACUCAGUCAGACUGGUUUCAUCCUGGUGCCAGAUCACAGUGGGAAAAAACAGAGCUCAGUACACAUCAGAUAUAAAAGAACAUGCCAGACAGCAUUCUGGAGGAGAUUUUUGUAAAACGGUCCCAGCAGAAAAAGAAGACCUCACCUUUAAACUUCAAAGAAAGGCUGUUUGUACUCACGCAGGACAAGAUAUCCUACUACGACUAUGAUGCCGAAAAAGGGAAGAGGAAAGGCCUGAAAGGUUAUGUGGACACUGAAAAGAUCAAAUGUGUGGAGAUUGUUUUACCAGAAGACAGCGCACCUCCUGACCGACUCUAUCCAUUUCAGAUAAUCUAUGAUGAAGGUCCUCUUUAUGUAUUUGCUAAGUCAGAUCAAAUUCGAAAGCAAUGGAUAAAUGAGUUAAAAAAUGUGGUGCGAUUCAACAAGGACCUUAUACAGAAGUAUCACCCGUGCUUCUGGGAAGAUGGCAUAUGGAAGUGUUGCCAGCAGGAAGUGAAGCAGGCAAUGGGCUGCAGGGUGCUGGAGACCAAAAAUGGAGGUUCCAAUAAAGAUGGUGGUUUUUUGGUGAGAGACUCUGGCAGAUUCACUGGAAAAUACACUGUCUCUGUGUUCACCAAGGCUGGUGGGGAGACUGCUGGCAGCUGCAGACACUACAACAUAUGCGUCACCACAGAAGGCCAGUUCUAUUUAGCGGAGAAGCACAACUUCAGCAGUAUCCCAGAACUUAUUAAUUACCACCAGCAUAAUGCAGCAGGUCUGGUGAGCAGACUAAAAUACAUUGUGUCAGAUCGGGCUCGGAAUGCUCCCUGCACUGCUGGUCUGGGUUAUGGAAGUUGGGAGAUCGAUCCUCGUCAGCUUACAUUUAUCAGAGAACUUGGUAAUGGUCAGUUUGGAGUGGUAAAGUAUGGGAAAUGGCAAGGCCGUCAUGACGUGGCCAUCAAAAUGGUUAAAGAGGGCUCAAUGUCAGAGGAUGACUUCAUUGAAGAGGCCAAGGUCAUGAUGAAACUGUGUCACGGAAACCUGGUGCAGCUCUAUGGUGUCUGCACAAAACAAAGACCCAUCUACAUAGUCACAGAAUAUCUCGCCAAUGGAUGUCUGCUGAAUUACUUACGGGAUGUUCUGCAGCACCCCUCGAGUAUUCUGCUCCUUGAGAUGUGUAAAGAUGUCAGCGAGGGCAUGGCCUACUUAGAGGCCAAUCAGUACAUCCACAGAGACCUGGCUGCCAGGAACUGUUUAGUAGACUCAAAUGGAACCAUUAAAGUGACUGAUUUUGGAUUGUCCAGGUAUGUUCUCGAUGAUGAAUACACCAGCUCCGUAGGUUCAAAGUUUCCAGUGCGCUGGUCGCCUCCUGAAGUCCUCCUUUACUGCAAGUUCAGCAGCAAGUCAGAUAUCUGGGCAUUUGGUGUUUUGAUGUGGGAGGUGUACACUUUGGGCAGAAUGCCAUAUGAUCGGUGGAACAACACAGAGAUAGUUGAGAAAAUUACUGCAGGUCAUCGGCUUUACCGCCCACAAUUGGCCAAUGACAAAGUUUAUUCCAUUAUGAACAACUGUUGGCAUGAGAGACCAGAUGAGCGGCCCACAUUCAUGGAUCUUGUCAUGACCAUCAAGGAUUUGCUUUUCAAUAUGUAACAGACACAGCUACUGUGCAUCCUUGGACAUUAAGGAUACAGCCCAUCAGACGCAAUAGUCUUGUGUAUGGCAUGGCAAGAAUCAUUAUUAUUAUCAGUCUUGAAUAACCUUCUUAAUUUCUUUCAUCUAAGGAACCCAAUAAAAUAAUAAAUUAGUAUGAGUUUAAAAUGUUACAAGAAAAAAAGGAGAUUGGAAUGUGAUUUCUCAUGUAACAUUGCAGUUUUUACUU
Sinocyclocheilus grahami is the source of this 1863-nucleotide messenger RNA. RefSeq names its product tyrosine-protein kinase BTK-like. Lineage: Eukaryota; Metazoa; Chordata; Actinopteri; Cypriniformes; Cyprinidae. Bases 87 to 1634 code for a protein of 515 amino acids. Gene Ontology annotation, biological process: protein phosphorylation; intracellular signal transduction. Gene Ontology annotation, molecular function: ATP binding; protein tyrosine kinase activity. The record is from RefSeq and is a predicted model, not a curated record. The transcript is spliced from 15 exons.